This is a messenger RNA of Soboliphyme baturini, 858 nucleotides long. The record is from the annotation of a GenBank genome assembly. NCBI's taxonomy places the organism in Eukaryota, Metazoa, Nematoda, Enoplea, Dioctophymatida, Soboliphymatidae.
AUGAAGUUCAUAUCUGGAUGGAAUUCGAAAGGUGAAGAACUAGUGACCGUUUUAGCCCUACCUGUCGAUUUGUACAAUAAAGGAUAUACAGAAAAAUGCACGUCCACUUACAAGUACCCCAAGAUGAAGAGUACUUUACCGGCAAAAGAGGAAAUGAAUGAGAGAUUGAGAGAGUCUGAAUUGACAGCGAUUCAAAAAUAUUCUGCCUCCAUUCAAUCUCCCAAAGAAAUGGAAUUCUGCCUGUCAACGCCCGGCCAUUAUCAAACGGAACACGAGAAUACUCAUACGGGCGUGAAACCUUUUCAAUGUAAGGUCUGCCUGAUGAGUUUCAGCAGGCGUUCGACCCUGUGGAACCAUCGUCGCAAGCACUCUGACAAAAAGCCGUUUUCUUGCUCAACAUGCGGGAGGGCUUUCAGAUGGAAAAACAGCCUAAAGGCUCACAUUGAGCGCCAUCGACUAGACGGAGAAAAGACCUUUUCAUCUGAUCUCGAAACGGCGCCAGACACAAGUUUAUGCAAAACUGCUACAAAUUAUGAACGCGGUCGUAAUUUUGCAGCAGCUUCCAGUCUAGCCUCAGCUCCCUCAAACCUCUUAAGACGGAAUUCACACAUAAUGGCUAACUUUAAAAUAGUCGGCGAGCUCGCACUUGCCAACAAAGAGCUUGGAAGAUCGGUUUGCUCUGCACGUCUCUACUGCAACAGCGGUGUGAGAAACCAACGCUUGUUAGCCAUAGCGCUUCGUCGACGACAGCACGGAAGGAUGACGCGACUGAUGCUUCUCGUCCGCAUUGCUGGUACGGAGAAAGCUUUUACAUUACUUGGCGAAAAUAUCUCGUAUCCGCUUAAAAACGAAAACUGA